Molecule: messenger RNA, 1823 nt
Organism: Paramacrobiotus metropolitanus
Lineage: Eukaryota; Metazoa; Tardigrada; Eutardigrada; Parachela; Macrobiotidae
Product: polycomb complex protein BMI-1-like
Exons: 10
Coding region: 343-1350 (335 amino acids)
Biological process (GO): regulation of transcription by RNA polymerase II
Cellular component (GO): PRC1 complex
Source: RefSeq, a predicted model, not a curated record
CGUAAUGAUACUCUGAAUGUUUUCCUCUGGAACAGAAGCAGCCAGUUUGUAUUAAUUUACAGUUAGGAAAGAACUUACGCUUUUUGUUACGGUCUAUGUUUAUUGGGCAGUAAACAACCGCUAAUAAGUAGCGUUUACACUGGUGCAGUAUAUAAAGGUGGAGAACGACUGGAACGGUGUGUGUGAAAAGUCAAAAUACGGUAUACUUCAACUAGGAAGUCUACAACGUGAAGAAAUAAUCAGGUCGUGUGAGCGUCGUUGAAAUCACUGCAGCCGAAACACACAGUGCCUCCCGUUUCGUGAAACCGACGCUGAGAAAGGAGAAACUAACCUUUUGGGUGUAUGACGAUGGAUUGCGUCCUGAAGAUUGCCGUCAGUUCGCUGACGCCGCUGAUGAGCUGUAAAUUAUGCCAGGGGUUCCUGGUGGAUGCCAGCGUCCUGCCGGAAUGCGGGCAUAGCUUUUGUAAGACCUGCAUCGUGCGACAUUGCGCUCGGUCCACGGUGUGUCCUCUGCCCGAGUGCAACACAUACAUCCAUGCCCGUCCGUUAACCUGUCUCAAGAAGGACACCACUCUGCAGACCAUCGUGUACAAGCUCUUCCCGGAAAUCUAUCACAAUGAGAUGACCCGUCGGCGCAUUUAUUUCAAGAACAAUCCAGACGACAUGUACGAUUGCAAUCUGGAUCCACUGGAUGCGGAAAGCACCGGUACUGCGGAAACUCCCUCUUGGUUACCACAGAUCAGUGUGCCGCACGACACCGAAGUGCAUCUCACCUACAAAUACGGCCUGACGGCCCAUCUCCGUGAUGAAUUCCCAGCCUUACUACGGGAAAAAGAAGCAGCGGCAUGUCGACGCGACAACCUGGCCACGAUGUGCGAUUCCACGGUCAGCAUCGAGGAGCUGAAGGUCUUCGUUACCGACCACUUUCGUCUGCCCUCCAGUAUUUCGGUUGUGAUUCUUCAAGCCAAUUCCGUGAUGGACAAUCCACAUACUGUCGCCGAUAUGGUGCGCUUCUCCUGUGGGACAAAAGCCGAAAAGCAAGUGCUGAAGUUAUUCUACAUCCUCCUCCCCUCCACCAUGGUCCCGCGGGCCUUCCACGAACUGCAGGAGUUCAUCCACUACUGUUUCCAGAAGGACAUCACCCUGCACGUGCCGCUCUCCGGCCGCGUCAAAGCCCCCAAGAAACGUGGCGAACAGCAACGGCGCGUCUACCUCCCCGGGAUGCCCCGCGACCCCUACGCCUUCCCCAACGACGGGCUCCCCGAACACCCCUCCCACCAACCGAAAACAUCGGGUCCAUUCCACGCGCAGCCGUCCACCGCCGCGCACAACGGCGUCCUAUACUACUAAACCGACCGGGAUUCCAGUGUUAAAAUGAUAAAUGAUACAGUGUUCAGGGAUUCGCGAGAGGAAUGGGAUUUGUUUAAUGGUUUCUCCAGGCAAUAGGAGCUGUUUAUUUUUCCCCAAGGCGUGCGGGAUCGGGACCGCGGUUACUGACAGGAAGAGUUCGGGAUCCGUGUUCGUUUCCCUUGAUGGCUAUCUUUCAGUUGGGUGUUGCAGGGAAAAUUUUGAUUGGCUGUUGAUACAAGCUGUUUAAUUUGGGAUUUCAGCUGAGCUACCUCGAUUUCUAACCGCCGUAUUGGCUGUUAUACUUCUGUAACCGUACCCGUAUGAGUCUAUGACAGUGUGGUACCUCUACUGAUGAUUGUUUAUCCGUACCCGUAUGACAGUGUGGUACCUGUUUACUGUUUGACUGUUCUGCAACCCGAAUUUUGUUGCUCCCAAUAAAUUUUAAUAUAAUAUCACUUGCUCCGCGUUCCUGU